CCAAGUGAUGCUGCUGCUGCUCAUCUUGGCGUGAGUGCGAUAUCACUUCAUCCCGGCGAGACUCGGGCUCGGACUCGUGCUACUUCCAGCUGUGGCUCAGAACUGUGCGCGAAAUCUACCCGGGAAGGCACGCGUCCGCGGUUUGUGCAAAUGAAUUUGAUCUGUGCGCCAAAUUGACCGGUUAUCGAUAGGAGGUGGGAGCCAGACGACGUAUCUAACAAUAGAACCGUGCUACGAAGUGGAUUAUCUGUUAGUGAAGAUCGUGAUCAUCGGUGAACGUUUCCCAAGUGCGAGAUAGCGGAUUACGCACGUACGCAACGGUAUCGCGUAGAACAUCGGAGCUAACAGGUCAACCGUCUAACCAAUUUAUGACUAAUUUGCGUUGAACGACAGCCGCAAAUUUCUAAUUGAGGCAAUUGACGAUCUACCGCGCGCGCGAUCGGUCAAGUAGGCGAGCUUUGUGUGAGUGAUCGUGAAUCGGGGGACGACUGUCUGUGAACGGUGCCGCGAUCGCAGCAGGUUGUGUGCAAGUGAUAGCGCGCUCGAAAAAUACCAAGACCGAUAAAGUGGCGGCAAAGAUCACCUCUGCUCGCGUGAGUGUAAACAAUAACAAGCCGCAUAACCUCGCGAGAGAUCAUGCUAUGAAAACGCACACACUUGAGCAACACAGGAGGACGAGAAAUGGAGCUGAGCAGCGCGAAUAGUCAACCGAUCAAGAAGAACUCGGUGCCGAGCGGUUGUGAGCUGGGCAUCAACGAGCGAACCGGUCGUCUUCAGUGGUGUCCCGGCUAUCGGUUCGUGAAGGUUCUGUUUGUGAUACCGGCCGCCAUGCUGCCGGUGGCGUUGCUGUUCCUAGUGUUGACGCGGUUCAACGUGGUCGGUUCGGUCAAGUACCCGGAUCGACAAAUGAGCUACUACCCGGAUCACUCGAAUCAGUUGGAAGAGAUUCAGGCUCGCUGUAAGCCGGUGCGGAGUACGCUGUCCGAAGUGCUUGAUGUGGAAGAACGGGACAUCCUGCGAGACUUGCGGACCUCGUUCGUACCGAGCAAGCACGUGGUACAGGUUCUCCCAGCGGAUUGUGUUCAACCCGAACGGUACGAUGAUCUGCUGGCGAUACCAGACGACCCUAGUCAGUCAGACCUGGUUAACAUCUACCGAUCAAAGCGAAGCGCUACCAGACAGAGGCAAACUAGGAAAUCCGUGCCACAAGCUAGCACGUGGAGCAACAAGGGCAGCGCGGAGAGCAUCCGAGCGACACAGGUCGAUAUCAUGAAGAAGUACAUGGAUCUGUCGGCGGAUCCGUGCAACGACUUUUACCAGUACGCUUGCGGUAACUGGGAACGCGUGAAUCCAAUUCCAAAAGAUAAAGCCGGAUUGGAUACGUUUGAGAUUCUGCGGGAGAGUCUGGACAUCGUGUUAAAGAAUCUCCUGCUGGAAACUAGAGACGGCAGUCUGGUUGACAUUGAAAACACUCUCGCUACCACGUUGAAACCACUCGAAACGGAGCACAUCCGGCGAGUGCGGAAGCGGAUCAUCAGGAAGCGAGCCGUGCUCAACAAACUGGUCCUCAAAGCGCAAAUCAAGAAAAAGAAACGAGAGCUUUCGACGCACGCUGCGCUGGACAGCGAAGAGAACAAUGCGGAAACGAAGGCACGCCAUCUGUUCAUCUCGUGCAUGAACUACAGCUUGAUCGAGAAGCGGGGACUGCAACCGUUGUUUGAUCUGCUGCAGUCGCUCGGUGGUUGGCCCGUCCUGAAUCCCAACUGGCAGUCGGAAAAUUUUAACUGGCUAAACUUGACAGCGCACAUUAGGAAGUUCAACAAUGACAUCCUGAUCGUAGAGUGGGUUGGUCCGGAUAUCAAGAACUCCGAUGAGAACAUCAUUCAGUUUGACCAAACUUCGCUGGGUCUGCCGACAAGGGAUUACUUCCUGCAAGCGUCGAACAAAAAGUAUCUGGACGGAUACAAACAGUUUAUGAUCGAUGUAAUUGUACUGCUGGGUGUAAAACCGGAAAUUGCUAAGCAAACGGCUGAAGAAAUGAUUGAUUUUGAGGUGCAGCUUGCGAAUAUAACGAGUUCGGUAGAGGAACGUAACAACGUAUCGGUUUUGUAUAGGAAGAUAAUACUGGAAAAUCUACACGAAGAAAUUCCGGAGAUCGAUUGGACUCGCUACCUCUCGAUCAUCAUGGAACGUCCGAUCAACAGUUCGGAGUUUGUGGUUAUGUUUGCGCUGAACUACAUGAAAGACUUGGUGCUGUUGAUUGAUCAAACCGAGCCCCGCACGGUAGCCAACUACAUUCUGUGGCGGUUUGUCCGCCAUCGGAUCAACAAUCUGGACGAUCGUUUUCUGCAGGCGAAGCAAAAGUUCUCCAAUGUGCUUUUCGGAAGAGAGAAGAGUCCGCCCCGCUGGAAGAACUGCGUCAACCAGGUCAACGCAAACAUGGGAAUGGCCGUUGGAGCGAUGUUCGUCAGGAAAUAUUUCGAUGAAAAUAGCAAGAGGGAUACGCUAGCGAUGACACAUGAGCUCCAGCAAUCCUUUCGAGAGAUCCUAAAUGAAACGGACUGGCUCGACACGCCGACGAAGCGGCUUGCCGAGAUGAAGGUAAACGCGAUGUCCUUGAGGAUCGGGUAUCCGGACUUUAUUCUGUCACACAAAGAGUUGAACGAUAAGUACGCUGAUCUGGAGAUCGCACCGGACAAGUACUUUGAGAACACUCUGCGAAUACUGAGCCACAUACGGCGAACGGAUCAGAACAAAAUUGGCCAAACGGUGAACAAGACGGCUUGGCAUACGGCUCCGGCCGUUGUCAACGCCUACUAUAGCAGAAACAAGAAUCAGAUCAUGUUCCCGGCUGGGAUCUUGCAGCCUCCCUUCUACCACCGAUACUUCCCCAAGUCGAUGAAUUACGGUGGAAUCGGAGUGGUGAUUGGACACGAGCUGACGCACGGGUUCGACGACAAGGGACGGUUGUUUGACCGGGACGGAAAUCUGUACCGCUGGUGGAGCGAUCACGCGAUUGAGGCGUUCCACCAGCGCGCUUCCUGUCUGGUUCGACAGUAUGGCAAGUACACGAUCGACGAGGUGAACGUACAGAUCGACGGUGAAAGCACCCAGGGCGAAAACAUUGCCGACAACGGAGGCAUCAAGCAGGCCUUCCGAGCGUACACCAAGUGGCUGUCGGAGCAGACCGAUCCGGACGUGCUGAGCGGGGAGACUCUUCCCGGACUGAACGUCACCAACACGCAGCUGUUCUUCUUGAAUUUCGCUCAGGUCUGGUGCGGCGCGAUGCGACCGGAAGCGACGCGGAACAAGCUGAAAACGGCCGUGCACAGUCCGGGUAAGUUCCGGGUCAUCGGGACGCUGUCCAACUCGGAGGACUUUGCGCGCGAGUUCAGCUGUCCGGUGGGAACUGCAAUGAAUCCUGGCGACAAGUGUAGCGUGUGGUGAGGAGGACGGUUCUAAGCUGCAGAGUCAUUCCCAGUGGUGUGUAUAGAGCGUGAGCAAUAAAUCGAUAUUACUGAAUAGCUUUAA
Messenger RNA from Culex pipiens pallens (northern house mosquito), 3531 nucleotides. RefSeq names its product neprilysin-4 (gene Nep4). The transcript is spliced from 3 exons. Gene Ontology annotation, molecular function: metalloendopeptidase activity. Gene Ontology annotation, biological process: protein processing. The coding region runs from base 682 to 3447 and encodes 921 amino acids. Gene Ontology annotation, cellular component: plasma membrane. The record is from RefSeq and is a predicted model, not a curated record. NCBI's taxonomy places the organism in Eukaryota, Metazoa, Arthropoda, Insecta, Diptera, Culicidae.